Molecule: messenger RNA, 1266 nt
Organism: Chrysoperla carnea
Lineage: Eukaryota; Metazoa; Arthropoda; Insecta; Neuroptera; Chrysopidae
Gene: Cda9
Product: chitin deacetylase 7
Exons: 5
Coding region: 28-1197 (389 amino acids)
Biological process (GO): carbohydrate metabolic process
Molecular function (GO): hydrolase activity, acting on carbon-nitrogen (but not peptide) bonds
Source: RefSeq, a predicted model, not a curated record
UUUUCAAAAUGAAGACAAUAGUGUAUAAUGAAAUUCGUAAUAGUGUCAAUAUUACUUUUGGGAGCAGUUUUUGCUGCACCCAAAAUAGAUUCACGUUUAGAUCAAGCUAAAGAAUGUAGUGCAAAUGUUGCCUGCAAAUUACCAGAUUGCCUUUGUUCAUCCACAAAUAUACCUGGCAAUUUGAAUGCAUCAAGUAUUCCGCAAAUUGUGUUAUUGACGUUUGAUGAUGCUGUACAAACAGGAAAUUAUUAUCCUUACUAUCAAAAAAUAUUUAAUAAUCGAUUAAAUCCCGAUAAAUGCCCAAUACAAGGCACUUUCUUUGCAUCACAUGAAUAUACGAAUUAUUCGUUGGUACGAGAUUUGUACAAUGAAGGUCAUGAAAUCGCUUUGCAUUCAAUAUCACAUGUACCUAAUGUUACUUAUUGGCAAGCAGCAUCAACUAAUCUUAUGACAGACGAAAUUAUAGGUGAACGCGAUUUAAUAAGUUAUUUUGCAAAAAUUCCGAAAGAAGAUAUAAAAGGAGUUCGUUUACCAUUUUUACAAAUGUCAGGCGACACUAGUUUUGAAGUAAUGAGCAAAAACGGUUUAUUGUAUGAUUGCUCGUGGCCUACACAAGUAUUUACAGAUCCACCAUUAUGGCCAUACACACUAGAGUACAAGACCAUCCAAGAUUGUCAAAUUGGACCAUGUCCCGAAUCCAGUUUUCCAAAGUCGUGGGUUGUUCCAAUGAUCGACUGGACAGAUGAUAAAAACGUACCAUGCAGCAUGGUUGAUGCUUGUGCAAACAUACCAACUGAUGUGGAUGGUAUACUGGCAUUCAUGAAACGGAAUUUUAAACGUCAUUAUGAAACAAAUAAAGCACCAUUCGGUUUCUUUGUUCAUGCUGCAUGGUUCCAAGCAUUAGAAGUACAUUUUACAGCAUAUUUAAAAUUUGUGGAGUAUCUUCAGAGUUUACCAGAUGUAUAUAUUGUGAGUGUUAGCCGAAUGUUAGAAUGGGUCAAAAAUCCAGCAGACUUAAAAAAUUUAUCAAAACCGUGGCCGAAAUGUAACGAACCUAAGAAAACAUCUUGUAAAUUAACCACAUGUCCUCAUAAGAAACAAGGAGAAUGGGGUGAAGAAGAUAGAUAUAUGACACAUUGUGAAGCAACUUGUCCGAAAUCUUAUCCAUGGGUUGGAAAUCCAUUGGGAAAUAAGUAAUUGUAAUUUAAUGUCGUAGUGUAAUGUCUUGUAUUUAUAACGUAAAAUACAAAAUUUUUUCUGAAUAUA